CCAUUAUGAUGGACAAAUGGACGGCACGAAAUGGCAAAAUGAUCAUCAAUAUUUUGGUGAAUUCUCCAAUCGGUAGUGUAUUUCUUGGUUCGGUUGAUGCUAGCAAUGAAUCUACCGAUUCCACCAAAAUGUACAAGUUAUUUGAAAGCACUAUCGAAAGAAUUGGACCGGAAAAUGUGGUACAAAUUGUCACCGAUAAUGCUAGUGAGAAUGUCAAAGCGGGAAGUAUGAUGAUGGGUGCGUAUCCACACAUUUAUUGGACUCCAUGUGCCGCUCAUUGCAUCAACUUGAUAUUUGGUGACAUAUUCAAGGUUAAGCCAUAUGCUUCCGUUUUUAAGAAGGCCAUCAGAAUCCAUUCUUACAUUAGUCAAAGGCCAUUGUUGUUAAACUUGAUGAGAAAAUUCACCAAAGAAAGAAAUUUGGUGAAACCGGCCAAGACAAGAUUUGCAACGGCAUUCUUAACUUUGAGAGCUAUGUACAUUCAAAGAAAAAACUUGAAAACUUUAGUCCUCUCAACCGAAUGGAAUUCAAGCAAAUUUGCAAAGGAAACUUCGGGGAAAGAAGUUGCCAAUCUUCUUAUUUCUAUCCACUUUUGGAAUGAUGUUGUUCGGGCACUUACAGUUUGUAGCCCUUUGACAAAAGUGCUUCGUUUGGUGGAUGGGGAGAAAAAACCACCAAUGGGUUAUAUUUAUGAGGCAAUGGAUAGAGCCAAAGAAGCUAUUGCACAUGGUUUUCGUGGAGUUCAGAAGCAUUAUGAGAAAGUGUUUCAAAUUAUUGAUGCAAGGUGGUCAGAACAACUCCAUCGGCCUUUGCAUGCUGCAGGCCAUGUUUUGAACCCAGGAUUAUAUUAUAAAGCUGAAGAAGAGGGAACUUUAUUACAGAGUUUGUGGACCGAGUAUUAUGCAUGUGUUGAGAAGUUGGUCCGUGAUACAACAAUACAAGAUGCACUAAUCGCUGAGCUUCCUAAGUACAAAAUGGCGGAUGGACUAUUUGGUUGUGGUCCGGCUAAAAGAGCUAGAGAAACAAGGUCACCGGUUGAAUGGUGGUCACUAUUUGGUAGUGAAACACCAAACUUGCAAAAGUUUGCCAUGAAAGUAUUAAGCCUAACUUGUAGCUCAUCUGGAUGUGAGCGAAAUUGGAGUGUGUUUGAACACAUUCAUUCCAAAAAGAGGAAUAGGCUUACACUAUCGCGUCUCAAUGAUCUAGUGUACAUUAAGUACAAUAGAACAUUGAAUCGUCGUUAUGAUGCUCGUGAUCUUAUUGAUCCAAUUCGCUUGGAUAACAUAGAUGAUUCAAAUGAAUGGUUAGUUGGAUGCCCCGAAGAUCAAGAUGAUGAACUAGUAUAUGAGGAUGAUGAUCUUACUUGGGGUAGUGUUGCUACGGCAAUUGGAGCGGACGAGAGUAUCUAUCAUCUUAGGGGACUUUCUUCAAGAUCAAUAGUAUUUGACAAGGGCAAAGGAGUAGAAAGUGCAUCUACAAGUUCAUCUUCAAGUAGGACUCGGACACUAAUUGAUGAAGAAUACGAGGAGGAAGAAGAUGAAGAGCAAUAUAAUGAUGUAGAGGAUUAUGAUCUUCAAGAGUUGGAUAAUUUUGAAGAAGAAUAGACUUUUAAAGUUUUGGUUUAUUGUAUUUUGAAUUGUUUGGUCUUUAAAGUUUUAGACAUUCUAUUGGUUUUUGAAUUGAAUAUUUGCUAAUAUGUGUUAUUGCUAUUAAGACUUUGGAUAAAAUAUGCAAUUAAAUAUUUUUAAUUUUUGGUAUUAA
Messenger RNA from Solanum pennellii, 1761 nucleotides. RefSeq lists its product as uncharacterized. NCBI's taxonomy places the organism in Eukaryota, Viridiplantae, Streptophyta, Magnoliopsida, Solanales, Solanaceae. The record is from RefSeq and is a predicted model, not a curated record. Bases 6 to 1604 code for a protein of 532 amino acids. The transcript is spliced from 4 exons. Gene Ontology annotation, molecular function: protein dimerization activity.